Molecule: messenger RNA, 2031 nt
Organism: Fusarium sp. VM40
Lineage: Eukaryota; Fungi; Ascomycota; Sordariomycetes; Hypocreales; Nectriaceae
Source: the annotation of a GenBank genome assembly
AUGUCUCCGGCGCGGAACCCUACGGGUUGGGAUGAUUAUGAGGGUGGCCCGUCACCUCGGGGAAGCGUGACCGACAGCAUGCUUGAACGCGAGCAAGCUCUUGUUGACGACGACGACGAUGCGGGCGAACACGACAACGAAGGAGGAUUGAUGAGGCGACGACGUCGAUCCUCUAUUACCAACCAGUUGGCAGCAAUUGCAGACAUCGGCGGCGUGAACAGCUUCCGUUCUUUUGCUCGUAGUUGGCAGCGAGCCGCAGGAUUCCACGAGGUCAUUCCCCGUCGACCGAGUUUUGUUCUUGCGCCUGAUCAAGAGGCAGAAAACCUCCAGUACAGCCGCAGCCAGUUCCAGGGAUCGCCGCUACCCCAAUCAGGCCUUUUGCGCCAACAUCUCGAAGCCUCGUCCUCACAGGCAAAUGGCGAGUCUAGCUCGGCCAUUGAUUCGUCUCCGAGGGCGAUGAGAACCUCUCACCGCGACGGCGAGACAAAACCUCUGCUUGAUGUUGAGGCCGCUGGCGCAUCACCAUUUGGGUCGCCCCGGUCAAGCAUCUUCGCCGUCCCACCUCACCUCGCGGCCCCCGAUAUUGUUGGCAGCUAUGGUUCAUUCCGAGACUCUUCUCCCUUUGGGACUCUGGAAAGAAGCACGCGACAUCGCAUUUCUUUCAGUGAAGGGAGCGGCUGGGGCGUUGCUGAUGAGGACGAAGGCGAAGGGGAGGAUGCUGCGCAUGGCGAACACCAGCCCAUUCUUGUUAAGGAGGUAAAGCAGGGGAACAAAGUUGUGCUCGCCGUCGAGGGCCAGAGCACUCUUCCCCAGUCUGUUUUUAACUCCAUCAAUGCUCUUAUCGGUGUAGGACUGCUCAGUCUUCCUCUGGCUCUCCAAAUGACCGGUUGGAUACCUGGUCUGUUUAUCCUCUCUCUCACUGCCGCGGUUACAUCUUACACGGGCAAACUGCUGGCCAAGUGCAUGAACUUCGAUCCUAGCCUCAUCACAUAUUCUGACCUGGCGUACGUAUCAUUUGGCACUCGCGCUCGAGUCAUUGUGUCAGCCCUUUUCAGUCUCGAGUUGAUAGCGGCUUGUGUCGCCUUGGUCAUUCUCUUUGCCGACUCGCUCAGUCUGCUGCUUCCGGGUCUUGCAACUGUCAACACUUGGAAGGUUGUGGCUUCUGGUCUGGUACUGGUAUUGAACUCGUUGCCUUUACGUUUGUUGAGUUAUACCAGUGUGGUUGGUAUCUUUUCGACAUUCUGCAUUGUUGUGAUUGUGAUUAUUGAUGGUUUCUACAAACCUAAUUAUCCUGGUUCAUUACGAGAACCGGCGACGACGUACCUUUUCCCAAAGAACUGGCUCGUUCUGCCUCUUGCAUAUGGUCUCCUUGCCAGCCCCUGGGGAGCCCAUUCCGUCUUUCCAUCGAUCUAUCGUGAUAUGCGCCACCCUUACAAAUGGGGCAAAGCUGUUAACAUCACCUUCUCUUUCUCUUACGUGGUAGACACUUGCUUGGCUGUAAUUGGCCUGCUAAUGUUUGGUGAUGGUAUCAAAGAUGCUAUCACCUCCAACAUUCUCAAGUCGACUGGCUAUCCGGAUGCCUUGAAGAUUAUCAUGUGCAUUUUCAUUGCCAUUAUUCCUUUGACCAAGAUUCCCCUCAAUGCCCGCCCUAUCAUCACAACUUUGGAUGUUAUUUGUGGUGUUCAUGAGCAGCAUCACCAUCACGAGCAAUCGCACAGCCAGCCCUCUCGAUACUCUCUUAUUGUUACCAAGUCAGUUAGAGGUCUUGUGCGCGUCUUUGUGGUGGUCCUCUUGCUGUUCAUCUCCAUUGUCUUCCCGGCCUUCGACUCGGUGUGUGCGUUCCUUGGUGCAGCUCUUUGCACACUCAUCUCCAUCAUCCUGCCCAUCUCCUUCUAUCUGAAGUUGUACUGGAAGGAUGUAUCCUGGCGGGAAAAGGUUGUUUCGGCUAUACUGCUGGUCGUGUUUGCCAUCUUGGGUACGCUUGGAACAAUUUGGACAUUCUUGCCCAAGCAUCUCAUUGGCGCUGAUUAG